Spodoptera litura is the source of this 970-nucleotide messenger RNA. RefSeq lists its product as uncharacterized. The record is from RefSeq and is a predicted model, not a curated record. NCBI's taxonomy places the organism in Eukaryota, Metazoa, Arthropoda, Insecta, Lepidoptera, Noctuidae.
UUUUACCUUAUCUUCGUAAAGCCUGGCAGUCCGCAACACCAUUGUGUUCACGCCGUACAAAAGUGACAAAAACAUGAAAUCCAUAUACAUUGUCGGCAUAAUCAUACUUAUGGCAGAAACAGAGUGUUUUAUUCAAGACACCACGAGCAUUAAAAUUUUAGAGGAACAAAGGACACUCUUAAGAAAAUUGCAAAAUUUCCAAGAUCCGAAAGAUGAGAAACCUUUGACGUGGAACGAGAUGCUCGCAGACGUAUUAGUGAACAGAAUAAAGAUAUUAUCAUUCAACAAAGUGAACGAAAACGAAAUAAUCGAAGAUAGUAAACCAUCAAAGGCGAAAAACUUUAUAAGGUCGUACUUCAGUGAGGUGAUGUUGUUAUUUAAGAAUUGUAUUUACGAUAAAUUCGUGACGAAAUACGAAGAACCAGAUUAUAAGGAGGAAGAUUUAGGAACUGAUGCACCUGAAGUUUUUAUUACUGAUGAUAUUGACAGUUUAAAUGAUGAUGUGGAACUCAUAGAACCGAAGUAUCAUGGGAAACAAAUUGUUGUUGAACCAGAAGGAGCUGAAGACAAGGCUAUAGUUGGCUGUCCUGAAGGAACUGAGAAGGAUGAUAAAGGGAACUGUGUGAAGGCACAUUCUCGGCUGCUCAUAGCAGUGCCGAGUCAAUGCCCGAUGGGGUACAGACGAGAUAGAUUAGGAUUCUGUAGAGCUGUGUUCUCUUUUUAGCCCAAAAUUGUAAACGUCAUUUGUGGCAGUGAAAUAUAUGUGAUACUCAUUUAAUAUUAGUCUUAAAUUAUUUAGUGAAAGUAAGUGAUUAGUGUUAAACAAAUAUAGUGACGAAUGUGCUACCGUUUGCGUCAUUAAAAUUUAUCUUUUUCAAACAAACAAGCGAAAUGUUUACACCGUCAAUCUUGCUUAAAAAUGUGAAAUAUUUUUGAUAUGAAACUUCCUGAAUAACAGAGAUAAAAUACA